Pyricularia grisea is the source of this 1731-nucleotide messenger RNA. RefSeq lists its product as uncharacterized. The record is from RefSeq and is a predicted model, not a curated record. The transcript has a single exon. NCBI's taxonomy places the organism in Eukaryota, Fungi, Ascomycota, Sordariomycetes, Magnaporthales, Pyriculariaceae. The coding region runs from base 1 to 1731 and encodes 576 amino acids. Gene Ontology annotation, molecular function: iron ion binding; monooxygenase activity; oxidoreductase activity, acting on paired donors, with incorporation or reduction of molecular oxygen.
AUGCUCUUCGAUCGCUUAACCAACCAGCCUUCGCUGGCAAAGCUUCAGGACAUUAUAUCAAACGUUCCUUUAAGCAAAAUACUCCCCCUUUCGGUGCUCAUCAUCGCCACCACCGCCUUGAUCAUCGACUAUGGCUACAUGCUCUACCUCCGCUCCAGGAUGCCACCGGGCCCGUUUCCCCUGCCCCUAAUCGGCAACACCUUUUCGCUCCCCGACAGCAAGCCGUGGGUCUGGUUCGAGGAGCUUUCCAAAAAGUACGACGCGCCGCUGGUGACGGUCUGGAUCGGGCGCAACCCGACCGUCUGGAUCUGCGACGCGUGGUGCGCGCACGACAUGUUUGAAAAGAAGGCGCAGCUGUACUCGUCGCGCCCGCGCAUGGUGGUCUUUGGCGAGCUGGGCACCGGCCAGGCCAACCUGGUGACGAUGCGGACCCGGAACCAGGCCGAGCGGGACCACUGGCGCGUCCACCGCAGGCUGAUGCACCUCGGCGUCGGCACCCAGGUCGUCCGGCGGUACCGCGGCGUGCAGGACGCCGAGAGCAGGGUCGUCGCCCUCGACGUGCUGCGCGACCCGGCCGCCUUUGUCGCCCACCUAGAGCGCUACGCCACCAGCGUCGUCUCCAUCCUCGCCUUUGGCCGCCGCGUGGCGUCCGCCUCGGAUCCCAUCAUCACCGAGGUCAUCGCCGUCAUGCAGCUCGCCGCCGAGCUCAACGUGCCGGGCAAGAAGUUCCCCAUGCUCAUGGAGACGUUCCCCAUCCUGGCGAGAUUUCCCCGCAGCAUGCCGUGGAUGAAGGGCCUGGGAGCCAGGGGCCGCAAGGGCGGCCACUACUUUUGGCACUCGCUCGCUCAGGAGGCGGUCGAGCAGAUGGACGGCAGGACCGACGAGCAGAAGCGAAACAUCCCCAAGCCAUACGUGCACACGCUCUUUGCCGAGAACGACCAGUACAACCUCCCGAUCGACGAGAUCUCCAACCUGACGGGCAACUUAUUCGGCGCUGGCUCGGACACGAGCGCCAGCACGCUCGUGACAUUUGUCCUGGCGUGCUGCGCCUUCCCCGAACCCGCGCAAAAGGCCCAGCGCGAGCUGGACCGCGUGGUCGGCCACGACCGCUCGCCCAGCUUCGACGACCAAGCAGACCUGCCGUACGUCAAGGCCUUCGUCAAGGAGCUGCUCCGCUGGCGGCCCGUGGCCAUCAUCGGCGGGCAGCCGCACUCUCCGACGGCCGACGACGACUACAAGGGCUGGCACAUACCUGCCAACAGCUGGGUGCAGGGAAACCUGUGGGCGAUCCACCGCAACCCGCGCGACUUUCCCGACCCGGACCGCUUCGAGCCCGACCGAUUCGUCGAGGGCUCCGAGUGGCAGCGGCCGUUCCCCGGGGACAGGGGAUACAUGACUUUUGGCUGGGGCAGGCGCGUCUGCAGCGGCCAGGCGCUGGCGGAACAGGGCGUCUGGAUCACGGUGGCGAGGCUGCUGUGGGCGUUUGACAUGCGCAAGAAGCGCGACCCGGUCACGGGCGCCGAAGUCCCCGUUGACAUCUUUGCCUUUACGAACGGGUUGAAUAUGAGGCCACAGCCGUUCUUGUGCGACAUUACGCCCAGGAGUGACGAGAUCAGGCGGACGGUGGAGAGGGAGGGACUUGAUGCUCUCGUGGAGCUGAAGCCGCUGGAUGGAGAGAGUCGGUAUCGUUUCAGCACGUACUACCAGCAGAAGAAGAAGGAGUCUGGAUAG